Molecule: messenger RNA, 3052 nt
Organism: Strongylocentrotus purpuratus (purple sea urchin)
Lineage: Eukaryota; Metazoa; Echinodermata; Echinoidea; Camarodonta; Strongylocentrotidae
Product: methionine synthase
Exons: 14
Coding region: 1-1941 (646 amino acids)
Molecular function (GO): metal ion binding; methionine synthase activity; cobalamin binding
Source: RefSeq, a predicted model, not a curated record
AUGUCUCUACAUGCCAUGAGUUUGAUGCUUAACUGUUUAAAAGCUUUUGAAGUUAAGUGCAUCUUCAACAAUGCUUUCAAGAAUGCAACAGAUGGGGUUCUUGUUAUAUAUAUUAACCUUGGGGCUGGUGCGAAGAAAGCGGUAGCGGACGAGUCAUGGAGGAAGGAAAGUGUGGAGGAUAGAUUGGAGUAUUCUCUCGUAAAGGGUAUUGACAAGUAUGCGGUAGAAGAUACAGAAGAAGCAAGGCAGAAUACAGAGAGAUAUAAAAGACCACUACAUAUCAUUGAGGGACCACUCAUGAAAGGUAUGAGCAUCGUUGGUGAUCUGUUUGGUGCUGGUAAGAUGUUCUUACCUCAGGUCAUCAAGUCAGCGAGGGUCAUGAAGAAGGCCGUGGGUCAUCUCAUCCCAUUCAUGGAGAAAGAGAAGGAGGAAACCCAGAAGGCAACAGGACAAGAAGUGGCCUUCAACAAUGGCACCAUAGUCCUGGCCACUGUGAAGGGAGAUGUUCAUGACAUCGGCAAGAACAUUGUAGGUGUUGUGCUAGGCUGCAAUAACUACAGGGUCAUCGACCUGGGGGUCAUGACCCCUUGUGAGAAAAUCCUCCAGACAGCUAUUCAAGAAAAAGCUGACAUUGUCGGACUGUCUGGCCUGAUCACACCCUCGCUCGAUGAGAUGAUCCACGUUGCCAAGGAGAUGGAGAGACUAGGUUUCUCCCUCCCACUUCUCAUAGGGGGCGCCACAACAUCCAAGACGCACACAGCCGUUAAGAUUGCUCCUUGCUACUCCUCACCUACCAUCCAUGUUCUGGAUGCUUCCAAGAGUGUUGUGGUGUGCUCAUCAUUGAUUGAUGAAGAUCGGUAUGAUGACUAUGUGGAAGAAGUCAAAGAAGAAUAUGAAGAGGUCCGAGAAGAUCACUAUGAUUCCCUUAAGGAUAGGAAAUAUCUCUCUCUGUCAGAAGUCAGGAAGAGAAAGUUUGAAAUCGAUUGGAGCAACUUUGAGCCUGUUGAACCAUCUUUCAUUGGAACCAAGGUUUAUGAGGACUACGACCUGUCUCUUCUGGUUCCUUAUAUUGACUGGAAACCUUUCUUUGAUGUCUGGCAACUUAGAGGGCGCUAUCCAAAUAGAGGCUAUCCCAAAAUCUUCAAUGAUAAGUUGGUCGGCGAGGAAGCGAAGAAGGUCUAUGAUGAUGCCCAGGACAUGCUGAAGAAGGUUGUGGACCAGAAGCUGCUUCGAGCCAGCGGUAUUGUGGGUCUCUACCCUGCCAAUAGCGUAGGGGAUGACAUCCAUGUCUUCUCUGACCGUGAGACGACCAGCGGUGGCAAACCUGAUGCAGUCUUCUAUGGUCUCAGGCAACAGGCUGAGAAGGAGAGCGAACACUACACUUGUCUCUCAGACUUCAUUGCACCCCAAGAGACGGGCAUCACAGAUUACGUGGGUGGCUUUGCUGUAUCCGCGGGGUUCGGUAGAGAGGAGAUGUGCAGGCAGUUUGAAGUGGAGAUGGAUGAUUAUAGCAUCAUCAUGAUCAAGGCUCUAGCUGAUAGACUGGCAGAGGCAUUUGCUGAGGAGCUUCAUGAGAGGGUUCGUAAGGAGCUGUGGGGCUACGGUAACACUGAGAACCUAGAGGUCAAUGAACUACACAAGGUCAACUAUGAUGGCAUCCGUCCAGCUGCGGGCUACCCCUCCCAGCCAGACCAUACAGAGAAGGAGAGCAUGUGGAAGCUGAUGGACAUUGAGAGCAGCACAGGUAUUCAUCUGACUGAGUCACUGGCCAUGGACCCAGCCGCCUCCGUCUCAGGACUCUACUUCGCUCAUCCCAAGUCUUUCUACUUUGGUGUGGGCAAGAUUGCAAAAGACCAGGUUGAGGACUAUGCAGCUAGGAAGCAGAUGGAAGUGAAAGACGUAGAGAAAUGGCUCCGACCGAACCUGUCCUACGACUGUUGACGACAUCAAGACUAUCUACAAGGUUUAUUCAUUAAGGUCUACUAACUACAUGGGUAUAUAAAUUGGAGAGGCUCUUUAUUGCCAUGUUCAUGCCUCCCACUCAUCUGUAAAUUAGCAAUGUUGUUGGUAUCGUCGCAUAUACUGACGCUAAUGGGAGAUAUCAUUAAAGGGUACUACAAAAUAAUUGUAUUAUAUUGGCUGGGCUCGAGGGGUACAUCAGAAAUAUUGACCAAGCUAAGAUUAUAUUGCCUUGAGUCGAAGACGAGGGCAAUAUGGUCUUAGUGAUGGUCUCAUGAUGUACCCCGAAAGACGGCCCUGUUGACCUAUACAAGGCAAUUUUUUACAAAUGAUAUACAACUUUAAUAUCAGGCAUGCUUUUUAAUUGUGUAUUUACCGUGUAUGCAUGUUUUUCGCUUACGGUACUCUUUUCAAGAGAUAAAAAUGUAUGAAAAUGUAAUUGUGACAUUAAUUGUUACCGUGUGUACACAAUACUGCGCACUGACAAGAAAGAGUGGAAUAUGUCAAAUGUUACCCUCUAAAUUACUACAGGGAAAACCCAGAAGAGGGCAAUUAUGGCAAAUGUUGCCUGCUUCGUUUCGUCUUCGGAGUAGCGUGCAGAAAAUGGCUUUUUAUUUUGCAGCCAGAAUGCCUUGUAUAGGUAAUAAUGCAGGAUCUUGCUCUUUGUUCAAUGAGGAAGAGUGCUAUAUAAAUUAAUUCAUUGUGAAUUUUUGAAUUUAUUUUAAAUUUUUUGCUUUUCCCUGCUAGGAUCUAGGAAAUAUCUGGUAUUAACUGACACCAGGCAGAUUUAAUUGUUAUCAUUUUUAAUAUAAAAGAUAAUUUUUUGUGGCGGGAAAGCUUAGCGUUGGACCACUUAACUGGUAAUAAUGUCCCUUGCUUACUGGGUCACCAUAUAGUGUUCAGCAAUUUGAAUUAAUAAUGUAUUACCUACAUGGGUAUUCAGAUAAAUAAUACCCUCAUAUUACGGUACUAUUGUUCUUUUAGUAGAUGUGAACAGGGCUUAUGUGUGUGAAAACUAAUUUGUUAUUAUAACUAUUUAAGUCUGAAAUUAAGUUGGCUGAAACGGAGAGCUGACCAGUAGAAAGUUACGUAA